CUGUAAUAAAAAAGUUAAGUUGCCUUGUCUUUCUUCGCUCUUGUUUCAAUUAUGAAUUAGUAGUACUCAAAAAUCGCAAAGCGUACACAGCAUAGCAUAGCUCUCACUUGUCCGAACCGAGAUCAUUUGGGGUUGUCUCCCACAUUGCACACGGGAAUCUACCUGCCCGGAACCCCAAUUUGCUCCGAACACCAUGUAUUCGUCUGGCCAACAGAUGCCAAUACGUCCAAAUGUGUUAAGUGUACAAGUUCCAUCAGCAAUGAACUACACUGGUCAAAAUGACACAUCUAAUGCUGCAAGGGAUGGAUCAGAGAAUGGAGCAGAAUCUCUUGUCAACCCUUCUAAGAAACUUGAGAACGACAUGCUCUUGCUAGGAAAAAAGAUUAAACAACAUGAAGAAAACAUCAAGUAUUUAAGGACUCAUAAGAACAGUCUAGAUGAUGUGAUUACAGAUAUGCAAGUUACUCUGGGAAAGUAUCAUUCCUCAUCUGCACCUAAGAUAGAAGAUGGGGAUCUUUCACAAAUGCACACUGAAGAGGCCACAAUUGAAAAUAUCAUGAAAAAUGAAAAAUCAGCUGCUGCUAUUGUGUGCCAGCUUAAACGACACCGUAAUCAAGCUACUCAUAUCAAAGAUGUUCUUGGUGUUGUAGCUACUUUAGGUAAAGUCAACGAUGAUAAUCUUAGCAGGAUUCUAUCAGAGUAUCUUGGGCAAGAUAACAUGUUGGCUUUAGUUUGCAUGACAUAUGAUGGUGUGAAAGCUCUUGAAUCUUAUGACAAAGAAGGUUGUAUUAAUAAAAGUUCAGGUCUUUUAGGGCUUGGAACUGCUAUAGGACAAAUCUUGGAAGGGCGUUAUAAUGUCAUUUGUCUUGAAAAUAUGAGUCCAUAUUAUGGUGAGUUUCUAGCUAAUGAUGCGCAAAGGAGGCUUGCUCUUUCAAAACCAACAUUACCAAAUGGUGAAACGCCAGCUGGAUUUAUGGGGUUUGCUGUGAAUAUGAUCCAUAUCAAUAGUGAACAUUUGUUUUAUCUAACAAACAAAGGGAAUGGUUUAAGAGAGACUCUUUUUUAUACUCUGUUUUCGCGAUUACAAGUUUAUAAAAGUAGGGCAGAAAUGUUACAGGCCCUACCUUGCAUACAUGAUGGAGCCGUUUCAUUGGAUGGAGGAAUUAUAAGAAGUUGUAGUGUUUUUUCUCUUGGCACAACUCGGGAAGAAGAGGUGAAAGUGAGAUUCCCGAUAAGUUCAGGGGUUUCUUAUUUACCUGAGGAGUAUAUUGAAGUUGAAAAGGAGAUGAAGGAGUUUAAAUGGAAAAGGGAAAGGAUGAUGGAAGAUAUACAAAGGGAAGAAGCAAUGUUGGCUCAUGUGAAGUUCAAUUUUGAAUUCAAGAAGCAAGAAUUUCUUGGUUUUAUGGCACAAAGCUCGCCUUAUACAAUGCAGUACCCCCCAAUGCAAGCACCUCCAGGAAGAUCGACUCCUAGAUAAACACCUCCUUUUGACUUUUGACAAUGGCACCAUCAAAAAACCAGCUGAAU
Molecule: messenger RNA, 1527 nt
Organism: Lactuca virosa
Lineage: Eukaryota; Viridiplantae; Streptophyta; Magnoliopsida; Asterales; Asteraceae
Source: the annotation of a GenBank genome assembly